Messenger RNA from Cornus florida, 1527 nucleotides. Its product is annotated as polygalacturonase-like. Gene Ontology annotation, biological process: pectin catabolic process; fruit dehiscence; anther dehiscence. NCBI's taxonomy places the organism in Eukaryota, Viridiplantae, Streptophyta, Magnoliopsida, Cornales, Cornaceae. The transcript has 9 exons. The record is from RefSeq and is a predicted model, not a curated record. Bases 13 to 1422 code for a protein of 469 amino acids. Gene Ontology annotation, molecular function: polygalacturonase activity.
UGAAAGAUAAAAAUGAUUCUACAUAGGCAUUUUGUCCUACUAUUUAUCAUUUUCAUGUAUAAUUUCCUCUCAUGUUUUGGUAGUUACCAAGACUACCCAUUUCUUCAUAAUCUUGAUCAAUCUCAUAGUUAUAAUCCUAGAGCCUACUCUCCAUCUUUUGGCGCAAUUGGCGACGGUAACGAUAACGAAAACCACAAGUUCAAGUCCAAUUUUGAGGGGAACGUGAUCAAAUAUGACACUGAUGAAAAUUUUACAAGGCUUGCUCAAGUGGGAGGCCCUUCGAGUGCACCAAAAUUGGUGAAUGUAGAUGAUUUUGGAGCUAAAGGUGAUGGAACAGAUGAUUCUCAGGCAUUUAAGAAAGCUUGGAAGGUGGCUUGUUCAUCAAAGGGAGGUGUUCUUGUGGUUCCUCAGAAGAGGAUUUAUCUUCUUAAGCCAAUCACUUUCUCAGGUCCUUGCAAAUCUCUUCUUACUAUGAAGAUUUAUGGAACAAUGAAAGCUUCCAACAAUGUAUCAGACUACGAAAAAGAUCGAAGAUAUUGGCUUAUGUUCGAUAAUAUUAAGAACUUUGUAGUUGAAGGUGGUGGAACCAUCGAUGGCAAUGGGAAGAUAUGGUGGGAAAAUUCUUGCAAAAUCAACAAAUCCCGUCCUUGCCAGCAAGCACCAACAGCUGUGACCUUCUAUCAAUGCCAAAAUUUGAGAGUGGCUAACCUAAGGAUUAAAAAUUCACAGCAAAUUCAACUUUCUUUUCAGAAAUGUGUUAAUGUUAAAGCUUUGAAUCUCAAAGUAAUUGCACCGGAGAAGAGCCCCAACACUGAUGGAAUUCAUGUCACUGCAACUCAAAACAUUCAAAUCAGGAGCUCUGUCAUCAGAACAGGUGAUGAUUGUAUUUCAAUAGUUAGUGGAUCUAAAAAUGUUCAAGUCAUGGAUAUAGCCUGUGGACCAGGUCAUGGAAUCAGCAUUGGAAGUUUAGGAGCAGGAAAUUCAGAGGCCUUAGUAUCAAAUGUGGUGGUCAACAGAGCUAAACUUUCAAAUACCACUAAUGGAGUGAGGAUAAAGACUUGGCAGGGAGGAUCUGGAUAUGCAAAGAACAUCAAAUUCCAAAACAUUGCUAUGCACAAUGUGAGCAACCCUAUAAUCAUAGACCAAAACUACUGUGACAGAAGCAAACCAUGCCCUGAGCAGGACUCAGCUGUGCAAGUUAGCAAUGUGGUGUACAAGAACAUCAAAGGGACCAGUGCUUCAGAUGUGGCCAUAAAGUUUGAGUGCAGUAAGAGCUUCCCAUGUGAUGGGAUCUUGUUGCAAGAUAUAAAGCUAGUCCGCGAAGAAGGUGGAGGAAAUGCCAAAGCUUCAUGUCAGAAUGUGAAAUUGACAAGUGUAGGGAGGGUUUUACCAAAUUGCCCUUCUGAAGAAUUGGACUUGUAGGUUUGUUAUUGAUUGCUUGGAUUGUGUAAAUAUCGAUCAUUUAUAGAGUACUUGUUUAGUGGUAUUUGUAUAAAAUUUGUUGUUGUUUAGUGAAAUAAAAGUGAA